Cynoglossus semilaevis (tongue sole) is the source of this 6855-nucleotide messenger RNA. It is a transcript of the gene znf865, whose product is annotated as zinc finger protein 865. The coding region runs from base 2309 to 6325 and encodes 1338 amino acids. The record is from RefSeq and is a predicted model, not a curated record. The transcript has 3 exons. NCBI's taxonomy places the organism in Eukaryota, Metazoa, Chordata, Actinopteri, Pleuronectiformes, Cynoglossidae.
AUGAAAACAAGUAGCAUUGUGAAAAUACCAAGGCGGCUAAAUGCUAAGACAACGCUGCUAACUCCAUGCUAACUUCGCUAACAUAGAGAUUUCGUUUUUUAUAUAGACAUUGUCAAUUGCAAUAUAAAAUAUGACGUUGAACAUAAACAAAAGAAAUAAAUGAAAUGCAAUAUAUUCUGUGCUGUACUCGGUAUUAGCUGCCGAGCUAACGCUGCGAUAAUGUUCGUGUUUUUUUUUCUUCUUCUAAAAACCACAAUACAAUUUAGUUUGGGGUAAAAAUAAAAUCACAGGGCAAUUUGUUUUAUUAUGUUGUUGUUUCUUUUUUGAUGUAAAGAUCUAUCGACACAUGAACAUUGUCUGUCAGUUUCCGUUGAAUUAAACAAAAACAUUUUCAGAUGGAUUUCAUUGAUUUAAACAACGUGUUCCAAGUGCUGUUGUAGUUUCACAUGUUUUUAUAAGAAAUCAGUGGUGGGUGGAACAGAACGGACUUCAUUGAAAGCAGUUCUUUACUUACACACACAGCGUAGACCCAAGAGCUGGUCUCUAUGUUUUGUAGAAAUGUUGCUGACUUUGAAAUCACUGCGUUUUUCAAAAAUAUGUUGACGUUUGUCAGACAGACAGAGACUUCCACUAGUCCCCUGGGGUCACUAGUCCUCUUGUAUCAGCUAAGCGUCCUCAGCAUGUCCUCGGUCAACUAAGGUUAUAUAUAUAUUAUUGUACCAUGAACAGCUCCAGGAACCACAGGAUUGAUUUAGAAAACAAUCAUAAUUUACAACAUGUGAUGUACAUUGACGUGGUUCAGUGUAACGAUGACCAUACAGUUAAUGUGUCUGUCACUCACGAGUCCAGGUCUGGUCACAGUAUUACUGGGUGUCAUGUCUGGAGCAUAUCCCACUGAAAGACGGUUUUAUUGUUGGUCCUAAAACCAACGUCAGAGCUGCUUUUAAACACACGUGGCACAACGAGAACUUAAUGAUAGCUUAAUGAUACAAAUAUAUAAACUUUGUGCUAAUACCAAUUAUUUUUGUCUGUUUUCUCCGUCUAACUGUACGUCACUUAUUUACAACAGCAAAACUCUGCAACUGUGACCGAAACCUUUCAAAAUAAAAGCCUUUAUUGUAAAAACAAGAACUAAAAAAUUAUAAACUUAAAUCUGUGAUGAAAACACACAAUAUCCUAUCCUUUGCCAAAUAGUGAGUUAUGGUCUCCCUAAUUCCACUGUAUUGUUUAGAGCUGGGGUCACCAACCUUUUUCAAACAGAGAACUACUUUAGAGGCACUUAGUAAGACGAAGAUUGAUACAGACUUGAUACAGCAACCAACGUCAUAAUAAUUGGUUCUGGGACAGACAACAGCAGAAGCUCUUCUGACCAUCGACGUUACACCCAUUUGAAAAUCAUUGGAAGUGGAAUUCAGAAAGCACAGUAACCGUACCAUGACUCUCUUGUUGACUAGUUUUUAGAACAUACCCCGCGGGCACCUUAGGUAGUCCACGGAGUCUACCAUGUGCCCCAUCACACCACGUUGGUGACCCCUGGUUAAGAGGACUUUUCAUGCAGAGUCAUGCUCAGAAAAGCUCUGACCAAUGGACUGUUGCUGCUGCGAUGGCCGCCUUACUUCACUGCUGUUCGGUGUUUGCGCUCUAGAUUGACUAGCCUCGAAAUGCUGGUGCAUCCCUUUAUGGUGGUGGAGGUUGGUGGUGUCACCUCUAGAUGUUGCUACAACCGCUCUGCUCUCCAGCUUCUGCCAUUCUCCUCACUCCUCUGACUGCUGUUCCUACAGGAAGGUCAGCGGAGCUGGACGACAUCUGAUUGGUCAAAUGUCAGCAUGCUGGCUGUGAAAGCAUGGCACAAACAUGACCACCUUCAUGAGGUCACUGGUGUGAGUGGAGAAAACUCAUCAUCUGAGCAGCAGCAGCAGUAACAGCAGCAGUAACAGCAGCAGGAACAGCAGCAGGAACAGCAGCAGGAACAGCAGCAGGGACCGUACUGGACCUGGAUCUGCCAGUGGAAACACUACCACCUGAGAUGAAAACAGGCCACAGAUGAUGAAAGGACAUUUUGACACUACAACACUACAGGCCAAGUGUCAUACUAACAUCUAGUGAAUAGUACAUUAUUUAUGAACUUUUUAUAUCAGUUGUCCCACAGAAGCACUUCAAAACCUAACCAAGGUUUUCACAUCAUAGACUCUUAAAAAUCUUCCUAGGUUCCUCGUUGGUAAAAACGGAACACAUCCAAAAACCAGACUUGAUAAGUUCACAAAGGACUGCUGUUUUCUUGGCUAUUUUGCUACAGCUUCGUUUGGAGAUGUUCCAGUUCAGCAAGUACCCCAUGGACAUUUUAGAGAUGCUAAGUGGACACCAAGCCCAUCAGUUCAAAGGCCUCGGACUUGAACGACAGCUGAGCCACCAGCAGCAAGUCCAACUGCAGCAUCAGCAACAGCUUCAACAGCAGCACCAACCUUCCGCCGAAGCCUCAGGGACUCUUUUGUCUGGCCUGGGUCUUGGAUCCCUCCAGAGCUCCCGUAGCAAUGCCUUUGCUGAUUCUUCAUCACUAUUUGCUAAAAUGAGUGCCCCACACCCACCUAUCUCUCAUCAGAGCCAAUCAUCCUCUGCGUCACACAGCUCUAGGAAGUCCAGUAAGAUGAGCAGCAGCAGUGGGAACUCUGCGUCAGGUUAUCCCCAAUUUCUACGGCCUUUUCACCCAGCAGAGGCGGCGCUGGCGCAGGAGCAGCUCCACUCUGGGAUGGGACGUUUUGACUUUGGAGGAAGCAGCAGUGCAGGAAGUGCAGGUGUCAUUGGGGGUGUGGUCACACCAGCGCCUCCACCUCCACCACUACACCCAGGCUUAUCUGUCCCCCAGCCCUCCCCUGGUCCCUCUUCCUCCUCAGCAUCUCCUGCAACCUCUGCUUCAGCUGCUAACAACCCUUCUGGCAGUACCACCGUCCCCUUGGUUGGACAGUCCGAUCCUCGGAGCCUCCACCAGCAGUUCAGCUGCAUGCUAGCAGCAAACCAGUACUUCUUGUCUGGUGUUCCUGCCAACAGCAGCCUGGAACAGUUCCUCGUCCAGCAAGGCACCCACAACCAUCUGGGCCUAGGUCUUAGCCAAGGGCCCACAGAGUCAAACUCAGGCCUCCCCCCCACGGCCCUCCACUCCUCCCACAGUCACCCAACUUCUCAGCCCCAGCAGCAGCAGCAGCAGCUGACGCCUCACGCCUUACCGCACCCACACAGCCAUGCUCACCACCCACACCCUCUCCAUCCGGCCCCCCAGCCUGCCCCACUCGGAGGCUUUGAUUUUCAAGGCAUCCCUGUCCUGUCCUCCAAUCAGAUAGCCUCUCUGAUGCAACAGGAGACUGGGCUUCCUCUGCCAAUCCCUCUACACUUGUCCAUCUCCAAAGAUGAUGCAUCCAAGUCUGGAGACACCACAACCACAUCAGCCUCAAGUGGAGGAAGCAGGAGAAAGAAGGCAAUGGCAGGCUACUUGCCCCAGAGAAAAGCAGACAGUAGUAGCCACAGCAGCCACAGCAGCAGCAGCAGCAGCAGCAGCAACAGCAGCUCUAGUGGACACAGUCAAAGCUCAUCGUCGGGAGUUGUGGGCGGGGCAGGAUCCACUGGGGUUGCUAUAAGUGGAAUCAGCAGUGAGCAACAACAUUCCUCACUCCUCACAUCUUCCUCGCAGCGGUCUUCCUCCUCUGUCUCUUCCUCUUCUUCUAACCCUUCUUCCUCCAACCCCACCUCUGUGCUAGUAGCCAAUGGUAACCAGCAGUUGCCCAAAGACAGGGAUACUCACAGGAGCAGUACGUCUGACCAGUCUGAACCAGAACCUCUCUACCACUGUGGUGAGUGUGGUAAAACCUUCACCCAUCUUUCCAGCCUCCGAAGGCACCUGCGCAGCCACGGCCUGACGCCAGAGAGUCACAGCAGAAAGUUAGAUUGCAACACCCCUAGCCCAGAGAGGAUAUUCUGCUGUGGCGAGUGUGGAAAGCGGUUUAAAAAAAGGGGUCACCUCAUCCAGCACAGUGUCACUCACUCGGAAAACCGACCUUUUGCCUGUAGCAUCUGCCAGAAGUCUUUCAACCGCCGAGAGUCCCUCACGAGACACGAGAAGAUCCACGACGAGAAGCCUUUCCGCUGCCCGGCGUGCGGAAGGUGUUUCCGUGAGAGCACUGCUCUCCUCAACCACGCUGCCUCUGGAGCUUGUGGCAAACCCCCUCGCAAUUCCAAAAAACAAGCCAACAGUGGGGGAAGCAGUUCAUCGAACCCUGGCAGCAGUAAAAUGGGCAGCAGUGGAGACAGAGUGGGCAUUUUAAACAACGGAGUCACAAUGACCAAUGACAAGUACGCCCCAGAGUAUUCCAAAAACCGCUACCCCAGUCAGUCGUCCUUCAACACUGGAGUGGACAUUUAUAGACGUUCGCAGUCUUCAUCGAUGUACUCCUCGGGGAGUACACUAGCCAGUGAAAUGAGCGCCCACACACUUCGCAAAGCCCCUUUGGCCCCAACUCUUCACCCCCACCCUCAGAAUCAUCAACAACACCACCACCAUCAACAACAACCGCAGCAGCAGCAGCAGACACACCUUCCUCUUUCUUCCCUACUGGAUGAUUCGGAGGAUGAGGUCACCAGUAGUGCUAUGUCGGCCAUCGCAGCAGCAGCUGCAGCUUCCUGUGAUUUAAAUUCAGAGGGUAGGGAUGGGGAGAGGAGGGACAUCAUUGGAGGAUUGCUGGGAGGUUUGGGGUUUGGUAGCUUGGGUGGUCCACCCUCUACUCCUAGCCUCAAUGGCUCCACUGUGCCUUUGACCCACCCCAGACACAUUCACACCAAGCCCAGGAGACCAAGGAAGCCUAGAGAAAAAAGGGACCCCAACAGUGUAGUCAGGAGGAGGAGGAGCCCAGCGCCACCAGGGGACGGUUCAGAGAGGCCAUAUGGUUGCCAUAUUUGUGGAAAACGCUUCAGGCGGGCUGAGACGCUGCGACGUCACAACCGUGUCCACACAGGAGAAAAGCCUCAUUCCUGUGAAGUAUGUGGGAAAAUGUUCCGUGAGCCGUUUCACCUCACGAAACACUUGACCGUCCACUCUGGGCAAAAGAACUACAAAUGCAACCUUUGUGGGAAAAUGUUUGCUUAUGCACAGAGUCUGGUGAGACACGGCAAGUUGCAUAGAAGAGGGGAGAUUGACAACCAGGGCAGGAGAAUCAAAGGCGCUGCCGCCGUCAAUCAGGUCUCUGGGAACUCCGACUACUUCUCCUCCUGCUCCCAAGGAGAAAAAUCACCAACCUCUGGAACUCCCUCCCACAGGCUUUACACCUGCACUGUAUGUUGGAAAUCAUUCCGCCACUACUUCAACAUGACAGCACAUCAGCAGACUGUGCACGGUGGCGUCGUGGGCCGAGAGAAAUCCUAUCGUUGCGACGUUUGCGGUAAAGCCUUCGCCUACUCCAACAGUUUAGUACGACACAAGCUCUCACAGCACGGCAUCGACCGCAACGACCAGCGUGUCACUCAAACCCAGCCCACCGGGUUCUCGCCACUCUUCUACGACACAGCACCGGGUCCUAACUACACCGGGCUGCCUCACAUGCACCAGGGGGCCCCGAGGGACCUGGAACAGCACCAUCACCUGCAGAACCCUUUUUGCUACCGCUCCAAAAACUUCCAAAAGCAACAUGGACACACAAGAAAACAGCGAAAGAAAAGAAGACGUGUGGAGAUUCACAGCAUCAUGAGGGAUGGGAAGCUGGUGGGUUUUCCUCUGAGUAAAGACACUAGAAGGAAGCUGACGCUCCUCAGGAAAAAGAGGGGGAGGCUGCAGGCACAGAUCAAGAAGAAGAAGCUCCUGGCUCAGCUCAGGAUGAAAGGCGGGACAAUAGCAGUUAAAGCCUGGAGCGGGGGUGCUGUUAAGGUCACUGGCCUUACCUCACUGGACAUCCAGAUCAAGCGCUUCCCCUGUCCAAUCUGCCCUAGCACCAUGUAUGCCAGGCUGGGCUCGCUGCUGCUCCACCACGCUGUUCGACACCCACCGCACAACUCGGACCGCCGUGCUCGACUGCUGUGUCAGGUGUGCGGACGACAAACCAGCUCGCUUCACAAGGCCCUGAAACACAGAGGGCAGCAUCUUAAACGGGCCGCCUUCCAGUGCCACAGAUGCAGAAAUCGUUUCUGGAACCCCAGACUACUAGACCGACACAGGUUCUCCUGCCGGGGGAUGGGCAGCGGAACCUGGGAGCUGAUGACCGUCAGACCCGUGUCGACCCACAGCCAUUCACACGGCGACGCUUCGCCAGGAGAAAUGACCGCUCCGAUUCUGGUGCAGCAGCAGUGAUGAGAAUCUGAACCAAAUUUUCAACUUUAGAGAUUUUAGCACUGUCUCUCUGUCGCCCCCUGUGUAGAGCCAACGUUCAGUUUUGUUGAAAAAGAAAAGAGAAAAGUCACCAUCGGUUCCUGGAACUCAGUCAGGACAUCACAGGGAAGUAAGUUGUUUUUCACACCGACUGAUUUCACUUAUUUUUUUAAGAAAAGUAAAUAAAUAAACACUUUUUUUUUUAGAAACAACAAGUGAGUGGAGUUUACUGUAAUCAUUACUAUUAUAUUUUAUUAGUCCUUUUUUUACUCCACAUACCAUUGGUCUAGAACUGUCUGGAGGGGGGCUAUGUUCACCUGAGUUUCUUUUAUUAUUGAUGUGCUCCUCCUCCUUUCACAUCUGUUUGUAACUGCACAUAAUCUUUGAAGUAAUACGUUUCUUUUUUGUCCAUCUAAAACAUUUAUUGAUGUUGUUAUUGUUAUUCUGAUUAUUGUUAUUGUUAGGACUUAAUAACCCUGAUUUUUCUUGACUAAAAAUGAGUUGAUGAAAAC